AUGAAGUUUUCCAUCAUCAGCGGCGCCUCCACACUCUUCUGCAUCUUAGCGCCAGUGAAAGCUUUUGUAAUACCGCCAGUGCGAGCUCUAUUACCAGUUCUAUUACCAGUGCCUGACCCGAACCGAGAAUUCAGAUUCCACUGCCCAAAUGGUCCCAUAUACUCAAAAGCUCAAGCCAUGGAUAUUGUUCUGUCGGCCAGGGCAGUUAUGCAGACCGAUAGAACAGAUGAUCUAUAUCCUUUUGUAUUCACUAGUCUUAACUACAAUGUUCCCGGAACAGUAUGGUAUUAUCCCAUGGCAGAGGGCCCAGGUCCACAUGAUUUCGUUGUAUUCAACACAGACAAUGAAAUAGUCGGCCUAAACAGCCGCACACAUUAUGGUGAAGGCCCCGAUGUCAUUGAAAAUUGUAGAUUUGAGUAA
This is a messenger RNA of Blumeria graminis f. sp. triticale, 420 nucleotides long. Lineage: Eukaryota; Fungi; Ascomycota; Leotiomycetes; Helotiales; Erysiphaceae. The record is from the annotation of a GenBank genome assembly.